UUAUAAUGACACUACAAACUAAAAAUAAUGAAACUUUAGUUUUUGAAUGUGAGACUGCGAAUUAUCAUACAUUUUGUCCUAUUAGUUGUGUCUCUUGGUUAUAUCAAAAGAUUCAAGAUAGUUUUUUUUUAGUUAUAGGAACCAAAACAUGUGGCUAUUUUCUACAAAAUGCAAUGGGGGUGAUGAUUUUUGCAGAACCACGUUAUGCAAUGGCAGAACUUGAAGAAGGAGAUAUUUCUGCUCAAUUGAAUGAUUAUAAUGAAUUAAAACGUUUAUGUUUACAAAUAAAAAAAGACCGAAAUCCAAGUGUAAUUUUCUGGAUUGGUACAUGUACAACAGAAAUAAUAAAAAUGGAUUUGGAAGGUAUUGCUCCCCAAAUAGAAGCAGAAAUAAAAACUCCCAUAGUUGUUGCAAGAGCUAAUGGACUGGACUAUGCCUUUACUCAAGGCGAAGAUACCGUCUUAGCUGCGAUGGCUCAAAAAUGUCCGAAAAAAAACGAAUCAAUAAUUAACAAAGUUAAUAAUUCCUUACUUUUAUUUGGAUCGAUUCCUGAUUCAGUUGCAAAUCAAUUAACCUUAGAGCUAGAAAAACAAGGAAUUAAUGUUUCUGGCUGGCUUCCACCUAAAGAAUAUAAACAAUUGCCAGCCAUUGAAGAAGGAACAUAUGUUUGUGGUAUCAAUCCUUUUUUAAGUCGAACAGCAACAACUUUAAUGCGCCGUAGAAAGGCAAAACUAAUUUCCGCGCCAUUUCCUAUUGGACCAGAUGGUACUAGAGCUUGGAUUGAAAAAAUUUGUUCUGUUUUUAAUAUAGAACCCAUAGGCUUAGAAGAUAGGGAAAAACAGAUUUGGGAAAGCUUAAGUGACUAUAUUGAAAUUUUAAGAGGAAAAUCAGUGUUUUUUAUGGGAGAUAAUUUAUUAGAAAUUUCUCUUGCUAGAUUUUUAAUUCGUUGUGGAAUGAUUGUUUAUGAAAUUGGUAUCCCGUAUAUGGAUAAAAGAUAUCAAAAUGCAGAGCUUAAUUUAUUAGAAAAAACAUGUAAGGAAAUGAAUGUUAUAUAUCCUAAAAUUGUUGAAAAACCUGAUAACCAAAAUCAACUGGAAAGAAUUUAUGACUUACAACCUGAUAUAGUUAUCACUGGCAUGGCUCAUGCUAAUCCGCUAGAAGCCAGAGGAAUUAAUACUAAAUGGUCUGUAGAAUUUACUUUUGCUCAAAUUCAUGGAUUUGCCAAUUGUAGAGAUAUUUUAGAAUUAGUUACAAGACCUUUAAGACGCAAUAAUACCCUAAGUAAAUUAGGUUGGAAUAAUUAUGUAGAAACUACUAAAUACUAGUUUCUACAUAAUUAUUCCAACCUAAU
Messenger RNA from Galdieria sulphuraria, 1351 nucleotides. RefSeq names its product [pt] light-independent protochlorophyllide reductase subunit N. NCBI's taxonomy places the organism in Eukaryota, Rhodophyta, Bangiophyceae, Galdieriales, Galdieriaceae. Gene Ontology annotation, biological process: chlorophyll biosynthetic process; photosynthesis, dark reaction. Bases 6 to 1325 code for a protein of 439 amino acids. The record is from RefSeq and is a predicted model, not a curated record. Gene Ontology annotation, molecular function: oxidoreductase activity, acting on iron-sulfur proteins as donors. The transcript has a single exon.